AUGAUUCAGCACCAGACGCCCAAGGUCCUGCAGCGGCGGUGCCUCCCUUCCUCCGGGUUCGCCGGAUCUGGAGGCCCUAUCCUCUUCCUCCGCCGGCGCUUGGUGCUGGUUCUGCUCAUGGAUUUGGAAGCUCCGUUUGGUCCCUGGCCUGGCACUUCAACUCACAUCUUUCAGGAAGAUGCCCGGAUCGAAGGAUCCCGGAUGGCUCGUAUCCGCAAUCUACUAAGAACAGGAGGCGGCGGCGGGAGCUUUUCCUGUCAACUGAUCUGCAAAAUUGGAGGAAGAAGAAACCAAAACUCAACUCUCAACUGCAAUCAAUUGAAGAAAGUAUUCUUAAACUGCAGAGUCUUCCUCCUAAUCUUCAGAAUCAAUCUUUACAAAGAGACCUAAUCCAACAACAUCAAGUGAUCCUGGACAAACAAGCGGAAUUUCAUAAGCAGAGAUACAAAAAGAGUUGGGUUACUGAGGGGGAUAGAAACGCACACUUCUUUCAGCAGGCCAUCCUUAAGAGGGAGAGAAGAAACAGGAUUCUUUUCCUUGCAGAUGAGUUUGGGAAUCCUUUGACAACUCAAGAUCAGAUUGACACAUGUUUCAACAACUACUUCAAGAAUCUGUUCACAAGCCAGGUUGAUCAUCAACAGUUGAAUAUCUUACCUCAACAGAAUAGGGUACAAGAAGAUUUCAGUAGUGACUUAACAAGUUCCAUUCCUGACAAAGCUGAGUUAUGGGGUAUUCUGAAGAAUAUGAAGAAGGAUGCAGCCCCUGGUCCAGAUGGAUUUAAUGCAGCUUUCUAUAGAGUUUCUUGGGACUGGCUUGGUGAUGAUGUAGUCAAUCUGGUUCAGAAUUUUUAUCGCACAGAUGAUAUUUUGCAGGAAAUCUUCACUAGACUAUGGUACCUUUGGAAAGCAAGGAAUGAUUUCAGGUUCAACAAGAAAUGGUCUGUGAGCAGACUAAAUCAUGAGGUCCAGGCAGACAUUGCCACGUCCAUUCUGUAUACCUCUCAUGCAAGUUCUAAUAGGAAUAUGACUUCUUUGAGUUCUGCUCCAACUAAUGUCAAUGGUUCUACUUUUCCUGUUGUGGUCCCUUCUUUAUUGCUGAUGCAGGAUUUAUCAAAUUGCCAAUAUUGGCAGUCUUUUGUUUUUGCAUAUGCAGAUGCAACUCUCCAACCUGAUGGCCAAGGAAGUAGCUCAAGAAUUGCUGGACUGGGGGUUCUAGUUGAUCUUAGAUCUACUAGUAUCUCUUGUUGUUUGCAGGUACUUGGAUCUGUCAGGGUAGAUUCAGUGGUGAUGGCAGGGCUGGCUGCUCUCCUUUUGGCGGCAAAAUUUCUUUCCGUGUUGCAGAUUCAAUCUGAAGGAAUUGGUUCUGAUUGCCUUCAGGCAGUCAGACUGCUCCACAUGGCACCCUUGGACUCACCAUGGAAGCUUCAUCCAUGGAUCUCUCAUUUUCAGGAUCUUGGCUCACGAGAUGCUUUGCAAGUGACCAAAAUCUCUAGAGCCCAAAAUGAGGCAGCGCAUCAACUAGCAGUUAGAGCUAGAAAUGUUUUUUUCUCAUAGGCUAUUUCAUCCUGUGUACAAAUUCUCUCCAUGGUCAUGGCUGUGCUGUUCUUGCAGCACUCCAUUCUGUAGCUUGGGGCCAUCUGACCCUUCUUCAUGUACAUUGCUUUUAAUGUUGAAUGAAGUCCUUUA
Molecule: messenger RNA, 1685 nt
Organism: Setaria italica (foxtail millet)
Lineage: Eukaryota; Viridiplantae; Streptophyta; Magnoliopsida; Poales; Poaceae
Exons: 2
Coding region: 744-1553 (269 amino acids)
Source: RefSeq, a predicted model, not a curated record